Heterobilharzia americana is the source of this 754-nucleotide messenger RNA. Lineage: Eukaryota; Metazoa; Platyhelminthes; Trematoda; Strigeidida; Schistosomatidae. The record is from the annotation of a GenBank genome assembly.
CUCAUUUAACAAUUCGAUAUCAUCCUUAACUUCUUCUAGCUCUGCGGCUUUCGGCAACGAUAUGAGUCCACAGAACAGCAUCCCCGGUUUCCUCAAACCACCCUCCGAACUACACAUUGGAGCCCUCAAUCUCUUCACCCCUCCCUCUUAUUGACCAACAAGCUUCAUUGACCAAAACCCUAGUAAAUCGGACCAUGGAUGUGUGCAGUGUUUGUAAGACAUGCAUACAGGACCCAAGUAUUAUCAUUCACUUAACUUCUCCCUGCCAGUAUGGUGAAUCCGAAAAAUUCACCAUUCGAGUUUCUGGAGAUUCGAUGGCUAGCUCUCGCGGUCUUGCAGGUGUAGGUAUAGCAUUAAGCACUAGGGCAGAAAACUCACUGCUAGAUUGGGUCAUAGUUGACAGUCGUCUGUGCGCUAUCCAGCUGAACAGCACAGUGAAAAAUGAAAGGAAUAGUGGAACUCGUCGUUGUCUCUUUGUAAUCUCUGCUUACGCACCCACUGACUGGAGUUCGGAUGAAGUGAAGGAUGAGUUCUACCGAAAACUAUCUAGCUUCCUACUGAGAGCCAAACGUUCAGAUGUGGUUGUUGUUGAGGGUGAUUUCAUUGCACACAUGGGUAAACUGAGUGAGGCGGAAAGGCACUUAGUGGCAUUUUUGGAAUCCCGAUUGAUCGAACAGACAACGAUCACCACCCACUACAACUGUGCUCACAUAACCACUCAUUCCUAGCUAGCACAAACUUCAGACAUAAAUAA